AGAUGCGAUAUGUCUCAAUGUGCGCGUUCUGUUGUUGUAGGCCCGACGUGGUACGCAUUUUAGUCGCUUAUUUAGUUGUUUUCUUCGUUCGCUAUGAACAUCUAGAAUUAUUCAUAGCAUUUAAUUUGUUUUUGCGUUUAUUUUAUAAAUAAUAUUUUAAAAAAAUGACACCAACAAAUGAGGACGGUGUGGAACCGCCGCACAUAGUUGUUUUAGACGGAGGAUUCUCUACGCAACUUUCCUGUCACGUAGGUCAUGUCAUUGACGGUGACCCUCUCUGGAGCGCCCGCUUCUUGCACACACACCCCAACGAGGUUGUGAAUACUCAUCUUGACUUCCUUAGAGCUGGGGCCAAUUUUAUAAUUACGAAUACAUAUCAAGCAUCUGUCGAGGGUUUUGUGGAACACCUGGAUCUGACACCGGAGCAAGGAUAUGAGCUCAUCACCAGAGCUGUCGAGCUCGCGAAGCAGGCUCGUACAUUGUAUCUUGAGGAGUAUGAGAAUUACAUACAACACGAUCACGUCCCACUAGUUGUAGGAUCUGUAGGACCAUAUGGGGCUCAUUUGCACGAUGGCUCGGAAUACGACGGCAGUUACGCGGACACAACAUCUGCUCAGACAAUGCGUGAAUGGCAUAGACCUCGAAUUCAAGCAUUAAUAGAAGCUGGAGUAGAUCUGCUAGCUUUAGAGACGAUACCUUGUCAAGAAGAGGCUGAGAUGUUGUGUGACUUGUUGCGCGAAUUUCCCAAUAUGAAAGCAUGGCUGUCCUUUAGCUGCAAGGAUAAUCAAAGCAUAGCUCACGGUGAAAGUUUUCAAAAAGUGGCUAAGAAAUGUUGGGAGUCGAAUUCAGAUCAGCUGGUGGCUGUGGGGGUGAACUGCUGCGCCCCUUCGUUUGUGACCAGUCUAUUAAAGGGGAUCAACGACGAUAGGCCGCACGACCCCAUACCCCUCAUCGUUUACCCCAACUCCGGCGAAAAGUACAACCCGCAAAUUGGAUGGAUAGAUCGCGAUAAGUGCGAACCCGUGGAAGUAUUCAUCCAGGAAUGGUUGGACUUAGGAGUGCGAUACGUGGGCGGGUGCUGUCGUACAUACGCAGCAGAUGUAUCAAGAAUACGUAACCAGGUCCACUGCUGGAGAGAUCGUUGGCGCUUCCAGCACAAGUUUACAUCGAACACUCAGAAUAAUAAUUGAUUCACAUAAAUUAUACGCCAUCUCUAUCAUAACUGCAUAUAUUAAAUAUACUGCCAAAUUCCACGUGCCAUUGGUGCUGAAUUGUAUAUAUAAUUAUUAAGUCAAUUAAAUCGAAUAAACACAUUUGUGAAAUAAUAAAA
Molecule: messenger RNA, 1330 nt
Organism: Danaus plexippus (monarch butterfly)
Lineage: Eukaryota; Metazoa; Arthropoda; Insecta; Lepidoptera; Nymphalidae
Product: homocysteine S-methyltransferase YbgG-like
Exons: 7
Coding region: 165-1190 (341 amino acids)
Biological process (GO): S-methylmethionine cycle
Molecular function (GO): S-adenosylmethionine-homocysteine S-methyltransferase activity; zinc ion binding
Source: RefSeq, a predicted model, not a curated record